UUAUCCCUUCCCAUCCCACCUAGCUCAGCAUACAGCAGUAAGUUAGGACUUCCUCAUAGCUCCUCUCCUGCUUAGCUUUAUGUGCUUUGCCACUCCAAAUCACCUUUUCUAGUUGCUGGCGGAGUCGUGGUUUAGGCAUGGAUGCCGAUGUCGAUACCGAGUGGGAGUGGGACAAGAUGUGGAGGAAGCAGCGAGAGGAGGAGCGGCGGAAGCAACGGGCAGCCGAACGGGCAAACACAAACUGGAGAAGGCACAGUGCGGGUGGCGUAGCCGGAGAUUUUUCCGACGAGUGGAAGAUGCUAGUGUCACAGCAGGGACAGGAAGAAGCAGCAAUGGAGGAGGCGGUUUCGUGCCAUCCGUUUCGGUUGAUGAAGAGUAAAAGCGCACAGAGCGACAGCACGAUCAGUAACGAGCGGCCGGUCGCUGGAAACGGCCUGGCGAAGAGCAUGAGCGAGAGGAUGGAUCCGGCGUCUUCGUCCGGCGAGAGCGAGGAGUUCCACUUCCACAAUCUCAGGCGCACGAAGCGCAGCUCGUCCAUGAGCAGCUCGUCUGCGGGGACGUCGUUCUUCCCCGCCUCCUGGUCCUCGGGAAACCUGGGACUCCCCGCGGCUCCACCCUUCCCGGUGUCUGCAUCCACGGGGAGCGUGCCGCCGAAAUCGACGGCGGGUAUGAGGGGACCGCAGCACCCGUCUGGCGUCCCUCGGCGAAGGCGGAGCGAGAGCGUCGGGUCCAUGGACGUGGGGUCCAUGGGCGUGGGACUGACACCGAACUCCAUCUUCCUGCCUCGCAGCACCAGCGAACGCUUCGACGUAACGAGUUCCUCCGAGUCCGGUAGAUCAGGAGGGUCGGUCGUCGCAGCAGCUGUCGCAGCAGCAGUCGCAGCAACGGACGGCUAUGAAUGGAGCGAUCACGGGUACGGGUCUCAUGUCGCCAAUGCCUCUACCAGCAGCCGCAGCAGAGGCAGGCGAUUUGCGUCCGAGGAGUUGCCCCAGCGCCCCGUGAGCGCAUCCGCGGAAUUGUCAGGAUCUGCAGCGAGGCUCUCGCAGUUCCCGCCUCCUCGAGUCAGGCGUCCGUCCUCCCCACCCUCUUUCGCCUCGCCCAUUCCCGUCGCUGACCCUAUCUGCCCCGAUACAGCAGAACCCGAUAUAACUUUCCAGCCUCAAGUCGCGGAAAUGGCGCCUGUUUCCGUUGACGCGUUUGGCGUGCAGCGGCUGUCGCUGCAGGUGAACCGGCUAGAGGUCCACCCUGACGGUUCCAGCAGCCGAGAUGGCAGUCCACGUGGCAGUCUCGGAAGCCCCGCUAGCAGCUGCGGCGCCAGUCCACGUGCCAGCUGGUCAGGCAGUCCGCGUGGCAGCAUAUUCAGCAGUCCACGUGGCAGUUAUGCCAGCAGCCCGCGCGGCAGAGGCUCCAGCAGCGCACGUGGCGGUAGUUACAGCGGCAGCCAGCGGAACAGCGUUCAGAGCAGCCGGCAGAGCAGCAGGGAGAAUAGCCCGAAGGACGGUCAGGAGACCACCUCCUUGGAGGUGUUCACUUCCCUCAUUGCGGGGUCAGGUAGCCAUGCGGGUAGCCAUGCGGGUAGCCAUGCGGGUAGCCAUGCGGGUAGCCAUGCCGUAAGCCAUGCGGAUGCGGGUAGCCAUGCGGGUAGCCAUGCCGGAAGCCACGCGAGCAGCGCGGCGCACAGCUUAUCCGGCAGUCUCACAAGCAGCCCUAGAGGCGUCAGCUGCGCCUAUAACCCCUGGGAGGGGUCUGCAGCCGGCGAUGUCAUCCGCUCUUCCGUCGCGCCUUUCUCGACGCCCGGUCAGAGUGCCGGCCAGCCGACUAUCCAGCAGCUGCUAGACGCUCUUAAAGCCAUCAGCCCGGACGACGCGCUCGAAACCGCCGCGGCUGCUGUUGCCGCGGCGACCGCCGCAGCAGUCGCAUCCAUGCCACCCGGCGUGUCCAUUCCCCUUCCAGCCAUCUCCCCGUCCGCGUUAUUAGCCCCUAUCGCGGUCCCAAUAGGGGACGAGGGUUUAAGCCGGCGGCUGAGCAGCGGGAUGGAGGGGCUGAGCCGGCCGGGGUCGCCGCUGGCGCCCGUGCUGGAGAUGCCGCACGAGGAGGACCCGGGCUGCGACGCCCCGCGCCCUGCACCACGCGCAGACGCUGCUGCCGGGCGACGGCGUGCGUUGCCGCCUUCGGCGCCAGCAGACGGCGGAGCGGGCGAUAGAGACGGCACUGUGGGUUGCAGCGGCGAUGGCGGUGACGACAGCCCGUUAGGGUCGCCCAUUCUAGGGUUAGGCGCCCGGGCGUUCUCGGAGGGCGGGAUGGAGAGAGGCGGGGGGCGGGCGGAGGAUCUGCGGCGGAGUCGCAGUGCGAGCGGCGGGGAGGGGGGGGGGGCGGAGUUUGUCAGCUUUCACGCGGACACGCUGCUGCUAGACGCCAGCGACUCGCGCGCAGAGCUCGCAGGGCGGCCGCAGCAGCAGGCAGGCGCGCAGCAGACGCCGCCGUCGCCUGCACUCUCGAGCCCCUUCAGCAGCCGCAGCACGUCCGCGGACGGCGGGGGGGAGGAGAGCGACCCUCUGGGCGACCUGCCAUGCGGCUUCGUGAGCCGCGUGAGUCUCAGCUGCUGGGGAACCACAGCGUCCGGCGGAGAAGGCGCGUGGGAGGCGGGGGCAGGGACAGGCGCAGGCGUGGGGGGCUCUCCGCGGUUUUCUGCGCGUGCGCAGUUUCCCCCGUCGUGCUCGCUGAGCCACUAUCUGCAGGGGGAUAGCGAGGACGAUGGGGAACCGCUGGAGGAGGGCGAGGGGGAGGGGGGGGAAGGGGAAGAGGGGAGAGCGGAUGGGACAAAAGAGCGGGAGGACGAGAGGAAAGGGGGGGAGGGAGAGAAGGAGAGAACGCAAGGGGAAGGAGGAGGCGCGAGAGAAAAACGGGGAGUCGAACAGGGCAAGGGAGGGGGAAAAGGAUGUGGGGGCGAAGGGGAGAGCGGGGAGGGACGGGACGUGGGGGAAGGAGAAAGGAUAAGUGGAGAGGGUGACGUAGCGAGGGAGACAGACGGGGGAGGAUGGGGAGGCGGAGGUGCAAGCGAGGCAAGUCAAGGCAGCGGCGUCAGCCACAGGGCAGGUCAUGCUGCUUUGAAGUCAAAGGUCUCAGGUCCCGUUAUGGCCAACAGCGAUAGCAGCAGCAGCACGAACAGCAGCAGUGGCAGUAUCCCCGUCCUUAGCCCUUCCAGCAGCAUUGAUGUAGGGGGCGAGGGGCAAGGGGAGACGCCAUGGGCAGAGCACGGGGAGGAGAGGCACAGGGGCGCUCAUGCUGCCGCUGCUUCUGGUGCUGCUGCUGCUAGCGAGCAGGUAGGAGGAGGAGGGUCAGGGGCAGAAGGAGAGAAGGCAGGGGCGGACGAAUCUACGAGCGCGAUUGGGGAGGGAGCGGGUCAGAGGGGGCCGCAUGUGUGGAAGGAAGGGCCGGGGCUCGGGGAGAGGCGGAGAAGCUUCGAUGCAGGUGCGCUGCUGAGGCAGGAGGGGGGAGCGGAGAGGAGGAGAGGGGGGGAGAGGAGCGGGCGAGGGGAGAGGCGGGCGGAGGUGGACUGGCUGGGGUUGGAGUUUGGCGCGGCGUGGAAGGGGGAGGAGACAGGGGAUAUGGGAGGGUUUACAUGGGAAGAAGCGGGGGCAGUGUGGGUGGUCCACAAGAGGGAUGGUGGUGGUGGCUCGAGGACAGGGGAGGGGAGGAGUGGUGGACAGCAGGGAGAGGAGGAGGCAGGAGGCGUUGGAGAAGAGACAGAAGGGGAUUUAGGGGGCGCCAGAGAAUUGGAAGAAGGCAAAAGCGUGGGGGAAUUGAGGAAUGGCGGGGAGAGGAGGGAAGGGGAAGCGGUAACGGAGCGGAAAGAGGGGUGGGGACAUGGAGAACGUGGGGCAGAAGCCGGGGGUGGGGGAAGAGGUGACGAUAGAAGUAGGGGUGACGGGAGGUCUGAGGGUGUGCAGAACGGUGGCACUGCGGAGGAGAAGGAGAAGGUCGCAAGCGUACGAGCGAGGCCAGUGCGGGUGCUGUUCCCCACGUCGGUGUCGCUCAGCCACUAUCUGCGCGACUCUGCUGAGGGCGGCGAGGAGGAUGAGCUGCUGGAAGAGCUGGCGGAGGACGCCAGGGAGCAGGGGAGGGGGAACAGCGUGGAAAAAAGGGGUGGGGGGGGGAAGGGGGGAAUGGGAAGUGCGAGCGGGGAGCCUGAUAGGUCGGGAUCAAGCAGAGGGGUCGGUGCUGUGCCUCCUCUUGCUGCCUCCAGCCCUCCUUUUUCCGCAUCUAAACCACCUCGCCCAUCUGCAACUCCCCGCAUCCCUGCUGCCUCUCCUCCCCCCCAACCCGCUGCUAUCACGUCACCCUCCCCUCCUGCUGCCGCCUGCCCAUCACCUCCCCCCCCCUCUGCUGCUGCUGCUGCUGCUUCUCUUACUUCGCCCCCAUGCUGCCCUCCUGGUGCCUGUGCGGCCAACAUGGCAGCCUUUCUCAGAACCUUCCUGGAUCUUUCCUCCACGCCCUUCCUGUCGGUCGCUCUGCCCUCCGCCACCAUCGCCAGCUGUAACGACGCCACGUGUCGCAUGAUGGAACGGCCACGUCAUCAGCUGCUCUCGCGCAAGCUUGCCUCCCUGCUCGUUCCUGAGCAGCCGCAUCAGGAUGAGCAGCCACUCGGGAAGCAUGGCGAGAUUGAGGGCGGGGAGCAGGAGCAUGGAGAGGGAUGUGGGGACAGCCAUGGGCACAGGGAUAGGGCCACGGACGGUAGGCAGCAGCAAGGGGAGGGGCGGAAGAGGGAGUAUGAGAGGCUGUCCCUGGAGGCCUGGUUGUCAGCCAUCGCGCGCACUGGGUUUGGGGAAGCUCCCCUUACAGUCACACUCAGCAGGCCUAACGCGCUUACACCCAUCCACGCCACUCUCUUUGCUGCCAGUCUGCAGCCUUGCAACCCUCUCUCCCAACCCUUUCACACUCUGGAGGCAGCUGAACAGGCUUCCUCUGCAGACUCUGAAUGCUACCAUGCCUCUCACUCCUCCCAUGCCCCUCAGCACGGUGAUUCCACUCCGGGCUUAGCACUGCCUGCGCUCUCUGCUGCCACAGGAAGGGCUGUCAGCAAUGCUGGUAGCACACCCGCCGCAGCCGUGGAGGCUACAGUGGCCAUCAUGCUCCAGGUGCUACCAUAGCCCCACUCUAGCAAGCCUGCUGUAGACAGCUAUCGGCAUACAUCAGCGACUCAGCAUAUCAGGCCUCAGCACUGCUGUACAGAAAGGGCAUGUCUGGGAGUUGGUGCAAGGGUCAACAGUUAUAACCUGCAGUAGGUUCUAGUCUGGCCUGUUGGUUGGUGCAUUGCUUUGCAAGAUUGCACUGUGCCUAGGGCUGUACUGGUAUUUAUUGGAUGCUGGAGAAGUUACUGUGUUC
Closterium sp. NIES-67 is the source of this 5385-nucleotide messenger RNA. The record is from the annotation of a GenBank genome assembly. NCBI's taxonomy places the organism in Eukaryota, Viridiplantae, Streptophyta, Zygnematophyceae, Desmidiales, Closteriaceae.